AUGGUCAAGCUUACUGAAGUCGAAGACGAGCACUUCACCGACAAGCCCACUCCCACAAAGCACGACGCUCUCCUAGUCUCUGAUGACGAGGAUGACUACUCAGACACUGACUCCGAGAUCUCCGACGAUGAGGACGUCGAUCUCGAGGCCGAAUCUGUCUAUGAGCGUAUCGCCGCUCUGAAGGACAUGAUUCCCCCCUCCGCCCGCCGCACCGUCUCCAGCACCGUCUCUUCCAUCACAGACCUCACCAAGGCCAGUCUCUCAUUCAGCGGCAAGGCUCUCUGGAUUAUCAGCACCAGCGCUUUCCUGCUCGGUGUGCCAUUCGCAUUGGCCUACGCCGAGGAGGAGCAGUACAUCCAGAUGGAGCGCGAGCAGGGAAUGAUCAAGGGAGCUAACGAGAUGCUCACCCCCGGCCUCGAAACCGAGAAGACCGCUCAACCCACUCUGUAA
Penicillium griseofulvum is the source of this 450-nucleotide messenger RNA. Its product is annotated as mitochondrial import receptor subunit TOM22. Bases 1 to 450 code for a protein of 149 amino acids. Gene Ontology annotation, biological process: intracellular protein transport. The record is from RefSeq and is a predicted model, not a curated record. Gene Ontology annotation, cellular component: mitochondrial outer membrane. NCBI's taxonomy places the organism in Eukaryota, Fungi, Ascomycota, Eurotiomycetes, Eurotiales, Aspergillaceae. The transcript has 3 exons.